AUGGUUUUUCUGACUCUGCCUGACAACAGAAUCAGUGGAAUACUUGAUGGUAUCAAUGCGCUCGUUGAUAACAAGGACUUCAAGUCCCUACGGCUGACCUGCCGACGUAUUUACCAACGGACCCAUGCGUACGCAGCCGUCCGGAACGAUUUCAAGCUCUUCGAAAUCGAAAUUGUUUUCACCCACCGAUCCCUCUGUCUCCUACUCCAUCUUGCUAAAAUCCCAGAGUUCCGUCAUAAGAUACGCACGAUCUUCUUCCAUUGGCCUCUCAGCAUGGAAUCAAGUGAAGCCAUCUACCUCCUAGCAGAAUGUCUGCGAUAUCUAGCCGACGCGAGGGAACUCUUUCUGAUGGAACUCAACGCCGAAGAAUUGCACUGGCUUAUGUUCACGGCAAUGGACCUCGCGCAAUUCCCGCAACGUUGUCUUCUCUAUCGUAUCGAGAUGAGACGACUGCUGGAUCAGGACUAUGGGGACUUUGGGCAAUCGCCUUCUUCGUUUGCGCGCUAUAUGAAGUGGACUUCUACUGAAGAUAAAACACCGACAGUUGAGUGGCAUAGGUUUGUACCCGUUCCCGAAGCCACGGAAGAAGACAACGACGAAGCAGACAGCGGCAAAGAAGACAGUGAACAAGAAGAAGACAGCGACGAGGAAAUGCAAUCAGACGAUGAUGAAGAGUCAGAAGACGAGGAAAUGCAAUCAGACGACGACGAAGAGUCAGAAGAUGAGGUAGAAGCAUUUCGGCACAGAAAAGCAAAUGAGUACAGGAAAGCGAUCCGGGAAGGCUACCAUGUUCGGGAUUACCGACUCAACAAACCCCUUGUUGCAAGCUUCUUCCACGGCAUGAAAAGUGUCCCACACUUGUACAUUGACGGCUGCGACUUCUUUCCCCGACUAAGAUUCUGCAACGCCUGUAACGAUAUCUUCGUACACAACAUCAUCAUGGUCCCCUUCACUCAGCUCACUACAUUCCAAAUCGGACACAUGUACGUCAGCGGCGGUCGUGUUCAGCAUUUCAUCAAACGUCACUCCAAUACGCUUAAGAAUAUCGAAUUCUUUGGCACAAUCUUGACCGACGGCUCUUGGAAAACCGUCGCACAAGUCCUCAGACAGAUCUCCGGUCUUGAGCACCUCAGGCUUCUGAACGAUAUUUGCCAGAGGGCAAAAGCUCAUCCAACCAAACGCCGGCCUAAGAAGUACGUGCGUUACGAUGGGUGGCGUACGCCGUUGGAUACUCACGCGGCUGUUCGGAGGUUUCUGAAGGAUUUUAUUAAGUACUUCUCGACGUCUAGGUAUGUUUAUGAGCGUGUGCCUCUCCGGCCUUUGCCGCAAUAUUUCAAGGUUGAUCUCUUCCAUUUGCCGUCCAGGUAG
Molecule: messenger RNA, 1368 nt
Organism: Alternaria metachromatica
Lineage: Eukaryota; Fungi; Ascomycota; Dothideomycetes; Pleosporales; Pleosporaceae
Exons: 1
Coding region: 1-1368 (455 amino acids)
Source: RefSeq, a predicted model, not a curated record